AUGGAGCCAUCAGAGACGCAGCGCUCUCGGGAUCUGGCUGGGAAAAGAGAAGAGCGGAGCGCUCCGCUGAUCUUCACCUUUGCCCUGAGCAACAAGAAGAAAACCAUCUCCAAGACACUUCGAGUUUUCGAGAUGUUUGAGGCCAAAAUACAUCAUUUUGAAAGCAGAACAGCUAGAAUGUCGAAGAACAGUGAUGGCAACCUUGAAUUUUUUGUAAGAUGUGAAGUUCAGGACUGUGAGGUUAGCAGUCUUUUAAAUUCCUUGAAGAGAGUGGCAGAGGAUGUGGAAGCUACCAGAGAAGAAAAAGUUCGAUGGUUCCCAAAGAAAAUAAGAGAUCUCGACCACUGCAAUCACCUGAUCACCAAGUUUGACCCUGAUUUGAAUUUUGACCACCCGGGUUAUGCUGAUCCAGAAUAUAGGAAAAGAAGGGCUUUUAUUGCUGACCUGGCAUUUAACCAUAGACAGGGUGACCCUUUGCCAAGAGUUGAGUAUACGGCUGAAGAGACUGCUACUUGGAAAGAAAUUUACCAGAAGCUGAAUGACCUUUACCCCACCCAUGCCUGUAAGCAAUACCUGGAAGCCUUUCAUCAACUAGAAAAAUACUGUGGCUACCAAGCGGACUGUAUCCCACAACUCCAGGAUGUCUCUGUUUUUCUAAAAGAACGAACGGGCUUUAGCUUGAGACCAGCUGCAGGGCUACUAUCUCCUCGGGAUUUCCUUGCUGCCCUGGCAUUUCGUGUCUUUCAGAGUACUCAGUACAUAAGGCACUGGUCGUCCCCCACGCAUUCCCCAGAACCGGAUUGUUGCCACGAACUGCUGGGCCAUGUUCCCAUGUUAGCUGAUAAGGACUUUGCUCAGUUUUCACAGGAUAUUGGGCUGGCUUCUCUUGGAGCAUCUGAUGAGGAUAUUGAAAAGUUAUCAACAUUCUAUUGGUUUACAGUUGAGUUUGGCCUCUGCAAACAAAAUGAAUCUAUCAAAGCCUAUGGAGCAGGCCUCCUCUCUUCCUAUGGAGAACUGAUAUAUGCUUUAUCAGAAAAGCCAGAAUAUAAACCCUUUGAUCCAGAUGUGAUGGUGGUCCAACCUUAUCAUGACCAGACCUUCCAGCCCAUUUACUUUGUAGCAGAUUGUUUUGAAGAUGCAAAGUCUCAACUACAGAAAUAUGCUCUUACGAUCAAGAAGACUUUCCCUCUUCGGUACAAUCCCAUUACCUGCAGCAUGGAAGUUCUCGAUUCACCACAGAAAGUAUCGGAAAUUGCCACUCACUUGAAAGAAGAACUGACCACUCUCUGCCAUGUUUUGGAAAAGCUUUUGUAAACUAAUGGUCCUAAUUUAUAGUAGGUGGAAGACAAUCAUUAGACUAGUGAGGAUUUUUCCUUUUUAAGUAAGUCGUCUGCAAUACUGGAGAAAAAAAAAAUGAGUAGGCAAUCAGUCCAUUUAAAUGUAGAAAAAUCAAUGAAAGGUUUUGCCAGAACAAGAAGACUUGUGAAUUGCAAAUCAGACAUUUGUG
Molecule: messenger RNA, 1507 nt
Organism: Ahaetulla prasina
Lineage: Eukaryota; Metazoa; Chordata; Lepidosauria; Squamata; Colubridae
Product: tyrosine 3-monooxygenase-like
Exons: 12
Coding region: 1-1314 (437 amino acids)
Biological process (GO): dopamine biosynthetic process from tyrosine
Cellular component (GO): perikaryon; cytoplasm; axon
Molecular function (GO): iron ion binding; tyrosine 3-monooxygenase activity
Source: RefSeq, a predicted model, not a curated record